Triplophysa dalaica is the source of this 3882-nucleotide messenger RNA. It is a transcript of the gene ace2, whose product is annotated as angiotensin I converting enzyme 2. The transcript is spliced from 18 exons. Bases 973 to 3441 code for a protein of 822 amino acids. Gene Ontology annotation, biological process: proteolysis. Gene Ontology annotation, cellular component: plasma membrane. Lineage: Eukaryota; Metazoa; Chordata; Actinopteri; Cypriniformes; Nemacheilidae. Gene Ontology annotation, molecular function: peptidyl-dipeptidase activity; metallopeptidase activity. The record is from RefSeq and is a predicted model, not a curated record.
GUAACUAGCAAUUAAUUACUUUUUCAGAGUAACGUACCCAACACUGUAUAGAACUAUGAACAUUCAUGCGUGAUUGUUGUGAUUUACAACAGGCCAGUGUUAGUUAGGUUAACAAAGUCGUUUUUUCUAGGACAUUCCUCUAAUGUGAUUUUCACAAUAUUUGAUCAGUAAUGUAAUUUCUCACGGAAUAUACUUUAAUUCUCUGUGACCCCAAUAUGUUAUUUCCCGUGCAUGAACACGGGGAAUUACUGUAAAUUUCCCAUAGUACUUGUUUGUUGUGACUUUCUACAGGACAAUACUGAUUACUGUGACUUUGUACAGCACAUCCUCUUUAAUGUGAUUUUCACAAUAUUUUGACCAGUAUUGUAAUUUCUCAUUGAAACCACAGUAAUUCACUGUGACCCCUAAUACAGUUGAUUCCAGUGCAUGAACACAGUGAAUUAGUGUAAUUUUUUUUACUAAACUAUAAGAAUUUCAGUUCUGGAUAGUAAUACAGCAUGCCCAUAACUAGGCCCAAAAUGAUUAAAAACUAUUAACCAAAUAAUUAUCUGGAUAAUAUUCAUAAAUUGCUGAUUCAUUCUAGUUCAGUGACAACAUUACCAUAAUGCGUAUACUUUACGUCUUCAAACCCUAACCACAAAUACGAAACUUUUGCAUUUCCCGUACUGUCCAAGUAUCCACAUGCAAUACUCUGAAUAUGAGUGUGCCGACAACCACUAAGAACACCAGAAAACCCAGCUCCUCAUUUUGGAAGCAUAUUUAGUGAGGACAAGCACCAAAUAACAAAACAAAUCAAGUUUAACCAAAACUAAAUUUAAACUGUGUAUGACAUCUCUAAACUACAAGUAAUGAACACAUAAAAUGUUACGCAACAUCUAGGAGCCAUCCCACCUGCACUUAAGCAAAAAUGUUGCACCAUUAGGUUAUGGCAUGGCUCAAAGGGCAAAGCAAUAAGGUGUUUUAGAUAAAAACAUGCACUGCGACAACAACCGCGUCAGUGCUGUUAGGGCAAGUGCGGUUGACAUGAGUGCUCGGUGGUUCCUGCUUUUGGCUAUGGCCUCUCUGGCCUCCACCCAGACAGUGGAGGAAAACGCCAGGGAAUUCUUAAGAAAAUUUGAUGAGGAUGCAUCUCGUCUGGUGUACCAGUAUUCCCUUGCAUCCUGGGCCUAUAAUACAGACAUCUCUCAGGAAAAUGCAGACAAAGAGGCUGAAGCAUAUAAGGUCUGGAGUGAGUACUACGGUAAGAUUUCUGAGAAUUCCAGUGCCUUCCCUAUCGAUCAGAUCUCUGAUCCAGAGAUCAAAUUUCAGCUGACAAAGCUCCAAGAUAAAGGAUCGGGGGCCCUUUCACCCGAAAAGGCCAGUCAGCUGAGGAAAGUAUUAUCAGAUAUGAGCACUAUUUACAACACUGCGACGGUGUGUAAAACCGACGACCCCAAUGACUGUCAGACUUUGGAACCAGGUCUAGAGAGCAUCAUGGCAAACAGCAGAGACUACUAUGAACGUCUACAUGUGUGGGAGGGCUGGAGAGUGGCCACAGGGAAGCGGAUGAGACCCCUGUAUGAGGAUUACGUGGACCUGGAGAAUGAAGCAGCCAGACUAAACAACUACGCUGACCAUGGAGAUUACUGGAGGGGGGAUUAUGAAACCACUGAUGAACCCAAAUACAGCUAUACCCGAGAUCAAGUUAUGGAAGAUGCCAGGCGAAUUUAUAAAGAGAUCUUACCUUUAUACAAAGAGCUUCAUGCUUAUGUGAGAGCCAGACUGCAAAAUGUCUAUCCGGGUCACAUCGCCUCAGAUGCUUCUCUUCCUGCACACCUUCUUGGUGACAUGUGGGGACGGUUUUGGACCAAUCUGUAUCCUCUCACCGUUCCAUUCCCUGAAAAGCCCGACAUUGAUGUGAGCUCUGCAAUGGUGGCCCAGGGCUGGGAUGAAAUGCGUUUGUUUAGAGAGGCUGAAAACUUCUUUAUGUCUGUGAAUAUGUCUGCGAUGUUUGACAACUUCUGGACAAACUCAAUGUUUAUGAAACCUGAGGAUGGAAGGAAAGUGGUGUGUCAUCCUACCGCAUGGGAUAUGGGAAACAAAGAGGACUUCAGGAUCAAAAUGUGCACUAAAGUGAACAUGGAUGAUUUCUUAACCGUUCACCAUGAGAUGGGUCAUAACCAGUACCAGAUGGCCUACCGUCACCGUCCAUACCUGCUGAGAGAUGGCGCAAAUGAAGGCUUUCACGAGGCCGUGGGAGAGAUCAUGUCCCUUUCUGCAGCCACGCCCUCUCACCUGCAGGCCUUGGGCCUCCUACCUGCCGAUUUCAAAGAGGACCAUGAGACAGAAAUUAACUUCCUGUUAAAACAAGCCCUAACCAUCGUUGCCACUUUGCCCUUCACCUACAUGCUGGAGGAGUGGAGGUGGCAAGUGUUUAAAGGGACCAUUCCCAAAGAUGAGUGGAUGCUGCGCUGGUGGGAAAUGAAGAGGGAGCUAGUUGGUGUAGCUGAGGCUGUGCCCAGAGACGAGUCAUACUGUGACCCACCUGCACUCUUUCAUGUGUCUGGGGAUUAUUCUUUCAUCAGGUACUUCACUCGAACUAUCUAUCAAUUUCAAUUUCAAGAGGCACUUUGUGAGGAAGCUGGCCACACCGGCCCGCUUCACAAAUGUGACAUUACAAACUCAACCAAAGCCGGUAACAAACUAAGGCACAUGCUUGAGUUAGGCCGGUCUAUGUCAUGGACCCGUGCCCUGGAGGACAUUGCAGGGACCACAAAGAUAGAUUCCCGGCCUCUACUAAAUUACUUCAGCACUCUUUUGGAAUGGUUAAAAGAGGAUAACCAAAAGAAUAACCGACUGACAGACUGGAAUGUCAAUACUGACCCAUAUUCAGAAAAUGCUUUUAAAGUCAGAAUAAGUCUAAAAGCUGCCAUGGGAGAGAAUGCAUACACCUGGAAUUCAAAUGAAAUGUAUCUGUUUAAAUCCACAAUGGCUUUUGCUAUGCGCCAGUUCUACUUGGAAGAAAAGAAGCAAGAGAUUCAUUUCAUGUCAGAGAAUAUCCACAUAUACAAGGAAACACCCAGAAUCUCUUUUUAUUUUGUGGUAACGGAUCCAACCACACCAGGCCUGAUAAUUCCUAAGGCAAACGUGGAGGCGGCAAUCCGACUUUCCAGAGGACGUAUCAACAGUGUAUUUCUACUCAGUGAUGAAACAAUGGAAUUUGUUGGUCUGAUGGCAACAUUGGCCCCUCCUAAAGAGGAAAAGAUCACAGUUUGGCUGGUGGUGUUUGGAGUGGUAAUCGGACUAACUGUGUGCGUGGGGGUCUACCUCGUGGUGACAGGGGUAAUCAACAGGAAAAAGAAAGCUAAGAAAGUUGAGGACACUGUGAACCCUUAUGAGGAAUCAGACAAAGGACAAAUGAACAAAGCCUUUGAAGAUGAUGUUGAAUUAACAGGACUGUAAAGAAACACAACAGCUCCUUCAGAUUGCAUGAAAAAAGCUUUUAUCAUUACAUGUUGGGGCAUUUGUAAAGUAAUAUAAAGAAUAUAUUAGCCCAUAUUCUUGACAUGUUCCCAAAUGCAUUUUUGAAAAGAGGAAUAAAUUAAGAAUCAUACAUGAAAUAAAGUGACACAAUAGCUUAACGUUGCUCAUACAAAUGUAAAUAUAGUUUAAUAUUAUAAAUAUAGUCAAAAUGGCACAAUUUUUAUCAAGAUUUCUUUUUAAAAAGUAUAAUAACCAGUAUUUAAUAAAAACGUUUUAUGAACAUAAUAGUAGCUUGACGUACAACUAAAGCGCAGAUGGAGAGGAUGUGCACACACACAUAAAUACUGUAUACACAUAAGUAUUUUAUUUCUAAAAUACUAAAACUGGUCUGUUGACUGUUGAUAAGUUCUAUAUGAGUAU